Ochotona princeps (American pika) is the source of this 1488-nucleotide messenger RNA. It is a transcript of the gene DUS4L, whose product is annotated as dihydrouridine synthase 4 like. Gene Ontology annotation, biological process: tRNA processing. Gene Ontology annotation, molecular function: tRNA dihydrouridine synthase activity; flavin adenine dinucleotide binding. The record is from RefSeq and is a predicted model, not a curated record. The transcript is spliced from 7 exons. The coding region runs from base 337 to 1290 and encodes 317 amino acids. Lineage: Eukaryota; Metazoa; Chordata; Mammalia; Lagomorpha; Ochotonidae.
UGCCUCCUCGGGCUGCCGGAGGGAUUCUCUGUUAAGUAGCCGCCGGUGCGAGCCUGGCUGCGCGUCUCGUGGAUGCGAGAACAGAAGCGCGCCCAGAUCUCAAGUACUCUAGGCUCGGAGAAAGCAAAGGCCGCUGGGAGGCCAGAGCUCUCCGCCCUCUGGAGCUCGCCCCAGCCAAGGAGCAGGUGGCAGGCGGAUGGAACGUGGCCACCGCGAGCAUCUCUAAGAUCCAGGGCCCAGCGGCUCAAGGCAAGGCGUCCAAGCGAAGGUCUUGUGAGGGUUUCGCUUGCUACUUCAUAUUCUCGGCAGGCCUGAAUUUGAAAUAGACCUGUAUCCAUGAAGAGUGACUACAUACAAGCCACAGUAUGUCAAGAAAGAAGGAAAGAUCCCAUAGAAAUAUUUCAUUCUGGGCAGCUUGUGAAGGUCUGUGCCCCGAUGGUUCGCUACUCAAAAUUGGCUUUCAGAACACUAGUGAGAAAAUACAGUUGCGAUCUGUGUUACACACCCAUGAUAGUUGCUGCUGAUUUUGUGAAAUCUAUAAAAGCCAGAGACAGUGAAUUUACCACAAACCAAGGUGAUUGCCCACUGAUUGUUCAGUUUGCUGCUAAUGAUGCAAGAAUUCUAGCUGAAGCCGCUGGCGUAGUCUAUCCUUAUGCAAACGGAAUUGACAUCAACUGUGGUUGUCCUCAGAGGUGGGCAAUUGGAGAAGGCUAUGGGGCUUGCUUAAUAAACAAGCCAGAACUUGUUCAAGAUAUGGUGAAACAAGUAAGAAAUCAAGUGGACAACCCCAGAUUCUCAGUUUCCAUUAAGAUAAGGAUCCACAAUGACCUCACAAGAACCGUAGAUCUUUGUCGAAAGGCUGAAGCCGCGGGCGUGUCCUGGAUUACAGUGCACGGAAGAACUGUUGAAGAAAGACAUCAGCCAGUCCACUAUGAUGCCAUUAAAACCAUCAAGGAAAGCAUUUCUGUACCCGUAAUUGCUAAUGGAGACAUCAGAACCUUAAAAGACGCAGAAAAUGUGUGGCAGGUUACUGGGACAGAUGGUGUGAUGGUUGCAAGAGGACUCUUAGCAAACCCUGCCUUGUUUGCUGGCUACGAGGAAACCCCACUGAAGUGCAUCUGGGACUGGGUUAACAUUGCCCUUGAACUCGGGACUCCUUACAUGUGUUUCCAUCAACACUUAAUGUACAUGAUGGAAAAGAUUACAUCAAAACAGGAGAAAAGAAUAUUUAACGCUCUGUCCAGCACAUCAGCGGUCUUGGAUUACCUCACAGACCACUAUGGCAUUUGAUUUCACUAAGUGUUAUAAUGUUUAUUUUAUAUCUGUGGCACAAAAACAAUCAUUGGGAGUAUUUUAAACUAUCUGCCCUGGUCUUGGCCUUCAAGACUUCAGUAGAUAGAUGUCCAGAAACUGCCGACCCCAGGGCAUCGGGACAUCCUGCGCAUCCUGUUACACACUGGGAUGCAAGGGAGGGUGGGUGCAGGGGAG